CACUUUACGCACAUGCAUUUUGCCCAAUUUUGUCAUAACGCGACUCAUAUGAUUUAUCAAUAAGCAAGAGUCAGCAGUUCACAUAUUAGGGAAAGCACAUGUAUGUUAAUUAACUGACACAAAUAGCCUUCUCUACAGUAUGCUUAUAUUCACCCUUGUAUAAUUAUGUAUAUCAGGUUAUAUGGUCAUAGUAAUUAUAGGUAAAAACAAGUGUGUAGGGUUCAAAGUGAAGAUGUUAUCACUUACAAAUCACCAAAGUAUAGCCUUGGCAUGGUUUCAAGAUACACGUAUUAAGAAAAAUCAACUGCACAUACCUCGCAUUGGGAGAACGUGGCUUAAUGCAUGUUCUUCAUGCAUAAACCUUUAAUGCGGACUACACAGGUUUAUCUGUGACCACAUUUAAAGCUUAAAUUGUAUUGCUGUUCGUCUCUUAGCAAAAAGGCAUUUUGGGUGGAAAGCGUCGUCACGCGUAAGCCUGUGCGGACUGCUUUACGCACAUGCAUUAAGCCCUGUUUUUCCAGAGCGAGACUCAAAUAUUUCUAUGUUUGCACUGCAUUAUGCUCGUCAUCUAUUACUUCUUUGAGGAUGCAGCCUUUUUAUUCGUAGAAGGGAACAUCCACCAAGAAAAAGAAUCAACCACACAAUACCACUCUGGCAUUAAGAAGACAUAGGCAUGGAUAAAGGGACCCUUGCAAACCAUGGAAAUAAGAUGCCCAUGUGGAUGGUGAUUUGGUUUUAUGCAACCGCCAUCAUUUGUACCAUCGACGCCAGCUUCAUUGUCCUUCGACCACACACGUUGCCAGGAGGAUCCCUGCAUUAUCUUUUCUUUUUCUGUAUGUGGGCUGUUUCGUUACGUUAAGCGUAAGCGAAUUGCUAAAAUGAACACCAGAAUGACAAGCAAGUUUAAAAAUAAAUAUUACAUCCACACGGACCAGAGGUACAACGACGUAUCGGAUUCAUACGUAUACACGCAAAGUCUAAUGAACUACGCAGAAGUCCUUUUAAACAUAGUGACUCUGUUCUAUCACUACCGGAAAUCAAACCUCACCAAGCCUCUUGCGUUCACCGUAUCCGUGAUGACGUUUUGGAAGACGGUUUUGUAUAUAGCCAUGUUCUACGAGCUCGCGGGAGGCAAGGAUUACCGGAUCGGCAAUACUCUUCUCGAGGAGAUGCUGUUGGUGCUGAUUCCCAACGGGAUUUGGCUUCUACUUCCGGGAAUGUGCAUUGUAAAACUUUGGCGAGACAUGCUAUGUAAUCGAACAGAUGAAAUGGUUCGUCUGAAAGUUCAAUAAAUAGUGGGUCUUUGUGAUAUGUUUGGGGUAGAGUAAAGCGUAGAAUAGAAGUGCCCAUAAUAUUCAUAGUGUAAAUUAGAUCAAACUUGAUAAAAUUACCUCAAUGAUUGAAUACAUUUUGCCAAUAAAAUCAUCUGUGGUAGUAAACGUUUUUGUUUACAAACCUGUUUGUGCCAAUCGAAGUACUGUAUCAAUAAUUAAUAUAAUGAAAAACAGUCAUACUGCGACAACUAUAAUGGUUAUCAUUUACAUGUCCUUUUGUUUGCAGAAAGAGAUAACAAACUAAUCUCAAAAUAGUCAUAACUUGCAUCUUUUAUUCCAUUACUGCAAUUGUAUUAAGCCAUGCCAUUAUGUUUAUUGAUUGUGUGUUAAUUUGAUUGUUGUACUGUUAACCGUGUUUAUAUUCUAUAUUUUACUAUAAUAAAACCCAAACUACUAAAACAUUUUGAGAAAAAUUCACAAUGAUAUAUAAAAAAAAAUCCUGUACGAGCAUAUUUAAAAUUAUAACUAUUUUCCACAAUACGAACAGUUUAUAGUGAGUGUAAUACUUUGAUUGUACUACGCUUAAAGAAAAGUUUCAAAAAAUUAAUAACAAAUAAGAUUUUACCCCCAACUGCUUUAAAUUAUCACUUUUACAAGUAACAUAUCAUAUCAUUUACAAUACUCCAACGAACGCCGUUAUAACACAACAAUAAUAAUUAAUGAUGUGUUGACAGUACUUAUUUGUAAUAAAAAUAUGUUGACAACUUUA
Molecule: messenger RNA, 2043 nt
Organism: Dreissena polymorpha
Lineage: Eukaryota; Metazoa; Mollusca; Bivalvia; Myida; Dreissenidae
Exons: 5
Coding region: 738-1292 (184 amino acids)
Source: RefSeq, a predicted model, not a curated record